AUGGAAGGUCCAGCUCAAAAGAAAAGACCAAAUUUCUCAAAUGAAGAGACGUUAGCUCUAAUAGAAGCUGUGGCAACGAAGAAGAGUGUGGUUCUAAGUAAACUAGACAGCAGAAUAACCGCUCACGUAAAAAAUAACGCCUGGGACUGUGUGACCAAGGAGGGGAAUCUUGUCGCCCGCGUACAGAGGAAUAUGAACGAAGUGCGUAGGAAGUUCACUGACCUAAGAGCAGCCAUGAAUAAACAAGUGGUGGCCCAGGAGUUCACAAACUACACUCCUGUUGAAGAAGCUAUGUUGGCACUGACUGAGCCUAUUACUAUUUCUGUGUUACCAGGGGUUUAUUAA
Penaeus chinensis is the source of this 345-nucleotide messenger RNA. RefSeq lists its product as uncharacterized. Bases 1 to 345 code for a protein of 114 amino acids. Lineage: Eukaryota; Metazoa; Arthropoda; Malacostraca; Decapoda; Penaeidae. The transcript has 2 exons. Gene Ontology annotation, cellular component: nucleus. The record is from RefSeq and is a predicted model, not a curated record.